AUGGCUGCUACUAGUAGAGUCUGUAAAGUGGGGAUCAUUGGAGCUGGUAUAAGCGGUAUAGCAGCUGCGAAACAACUUUCAGGUUACGAACCCGUAAUCUUUGAGGCGACGGAUUCAAUCGGGGGUGUCUGGAAGCAUUGUUCUUACAGAUCAACAAAACUUCAGACCCCUCGAUGUGAUUACGAGUUCUCGGACUUCCCUUGGCCUCAGAGAGAUAACUCCACUUUCCCUUCUUAUGUUGAGAUAUUGGAUUACUUGCAUUCCUAUGCUAACCACUUUGACGUACUCAAGUACGUUAACUUCAAUUCUAAGGUGGUGGAGAUCAGGUUUAUUGGUGGUCACCGGGAAACCACUACUUUUGGUCAUCAGGAACCCGGGGAGUAUGGUAGCUUGCUCACUGGUCGACCUGUUUGGGAGGUUGCUGUGCAGACGACCACAAACCAUUCCGAGAUCCUUCUUCAGUGGUAUUCUUUUGAGUUUCUGGUGAUAUGUACUGGGAAAUAUGGAGAUGUAGCAAUGAUGCCAAGAUUUCCUCACAACAAAGGCCCUGAAGUGUUCAAUGGAAAGGUGUUGCAUUCCCUGGAUUACUGCAAGCUUGACAAGGAAACCUCCACUGAACUAGUACAAGGGAAGAAGGUUGUUGUCAUUGGCUACAAGAAGUCUGCAAUUGACUUGGCUGUUGAGUGUGCAGAAGCUAACCGACUAGGACCAGAUGGGCAACCAUGCACUAUGGUGAUAAGGACACUUCAUUGGACGGUUCCUUCCUAUUGGGUUUGGGGGUUGCCCUUUUUCUUAUUCUAUUCCACCAGAUCUUCUCAGUUUCUACAUAAAAGGCCCAACCAAAGCUUGCUUAGGGCUCUCCUUUGCCUACUUCUAACUCCACUGAGGAAAGGGAUUUCAAAGUUCAUCGAAUCGUAUCUGGUGUGGAAACUUCCAUUGAUCAAGUAUGGGUUGAAGCCAGAUCACCCGUUCGAGGAGGACUACGCAUCAUGCCAGAUGGCAAUCUUGCCAGAUAACUUCUUUUCUUUGGCUGAUCAAGGAAUGAUCAAAUUCAAGAGGACAUCAUCAUCAUCACCGUCCAAUAAAUGGUGGUUUUGGAACGGAGGGAUCGAAUUCGAGGACGGCACCAAACUCGAUGCUGAUGUUGUGUUUCUUGCCACUGGUUUCGAUGGGAAGCAUAAACUGAGGGCUUUGUUACCUGAGCCGUUCCGUAGUUUGGUGGCAGACUCUUCUGGCAUCAUGCCUUUAUACAGGGGCACCAUCCACCCUCUGAUACCAAAUAUGGCCUUUGUUGGGUACAUUGAGAGUGUCUCGAAUUUGCACACGGCAGAGAUACGGUGCAAAUGGCUAGCUCGACUCGUUGAAGAUCGGUUCAAGCUCCCAAACGUCGAGAAAAUGCUGGACCAAACAACCAAAGAGAUGGAAAUAAUGAAGAAGACCACUAGGUUCUACAAGAGGCAUUGCAUUUCCACCUUCAGUAUCAACCACAGUGAUGAAAUAUGUGAAGAGAUGGGUUGGAAUUCAAUGAGGAAGAAGAAUUGGUUCUUGGAAGCCUUCAGUCCAUAUAACAGCCAAGACUAUGAAGAAGAAAAUUGAUCUAAACUCAUUACUAUCCUGACAUCACGUAU
This is a messenger RNA of Telopea speciosissima, 1628 nucleotides long. RefSeq names its product probable flavin-containing monooxygenase 1. The transcript has 5 exons. Lineage: Eukaryota; Viridiplantae; Streptophyta; Magnoliopsida; Proteales; Proteaceae. Bases 1 to 1596 code for a protein of 531 amino acids. The record is from RefSeq and is a predicted model, not a curated record. Gene Ontology annotation, molecular function: NADP binding; N,N-dimethylaniline monooxygenase activity; flavin adenine dinucleotide binding.